Messenger RNA from Salarias fasciatus (jewelled blenny), 1353 nucleotides. RefSeq names its product death-associated protein kinase 2. Gene Ontology annotation, molecular function: ATP binding; protein serine/threonine kinase activity. The coding region runs from base 268 to 1353 and encodes 361 amino acids. The transcript has 12 exons. Gene Ontology annotation, biological process: protein phosphorylation; intracellular signal transduction; positive regulation of apoptotic process. The record is from RefSeq and is a predicted model, not a curated record. Gene Ontology annotation, cellular component: cytoplasm; nucleus. NCBI's taxonomy places the organism in Eukaryota, Metazoa, Chordata, Actinopteri, Blenniiformes, Blenniidae.
GGACAUGACAGUGAAGUGCGCGUGCUUUCCGCAUUCCGCAGCUGUGAGCGCACCGCACGCACCGCACGGCACCGCAGCCCGGACCGGACCCCGGACCCCAGACCCCGGACCCGGACCCGGGAGCCGUCCACGGGACAGGACCGUCGGUGGACGUCAGGCGGACAUCCGAGCGGCAGCUCCGCCGCCGCCGCGCUCCUCUGCCCGACUCUGGAGGCCAUGCCCGUCUGGUUGUCCUGAGGACCAUCGGGACUGGAGCGGUGAAGCAGCAUGGCCGUCUUCAAGCCGGAGAACGUGGAGGACUUCUACGAGAUCGGAGAGGUUCUGGGGAGUGGCCACUUCGGCCAGGUGCGCCGGGUGUGUGAGCGGUCCUCCGGGACCAGCUGGGCCGCCAAGUUCCUGAAGAUCCGCAAGAGCGCCUGCAGCCGCAUGGGCCUGGACCGCGGCAGCGUGCAGCGCGAGGUGGACAUCCUGCACGCCAUCCAGCACCCCGGCGUGGUGGGCCUGAAGGACGUGUUCGAGAGCCGGGCCGAGGUGGUGCUCAUCCUGGAGCUGGUGAGCGGCGGCGAGCUGUUCGACUUCAUCGCCGAGAAGGAGAACCUGCUGGAGAGCGAGGCCAUCGAGUUCAUGAAGCAGAUCCUGGAGGGUCUGGGAUUCAUGCACAGCAAGAGCAUCGCACACUUUGACCUGAAGCCGGAGAACAUCAUGCUGUCGGACAGAGCCUCGCCGCAUCCCAGGAUCAAGCUGAUCGACUUCGGCCUGGCUCACCUGUUCAGCCCGGGGGAGGAGUUCCGGAGCACCAGCGGAACGCCGCAGUACAUCGCUCCGGAGGUGAUCAACGCCGAGCCUCUGAGCACAGCAGCAGACAUGUGGAGCAUCGGAGUCAUCACCUACAUUCUACUAAGUGGUCUUUCGCCGUUCCAAGACCACACCGAUGAAGACACCCUGAAGAACAUCCUGUCCAUGAAAUACGAGUUUGAUGAGCGUUACUUCAGCAUGACCAGCUCUCUGGCCAAAGACUUCAUCCAGAAGCUGCUGGUCAAGAGCCCCAGCGAGAGAAUGACGGCCGAGGAGAGUCUGCUCCACCCCUGGAUCAAGCCCAUCACCCGCAAGCAGGCGGCCAAGAGGAACCGCUCCUCCAUCAAUAUGAAGAACUUCAAGAAGUUUAACGCCAGGAGGAAGUGGAAGAUGUCCUUCAACAUGGUGUGGGUCUGUAACCGGCUGGCGAGCUGGAACCUGCGGAACAAGACCAGCUCGGAACCCGAUCCUCUGGAGAGACAGUGUGAAAGCGACGUGGAGGACACCGAGACCAAGACCGCCUCGCUGCUGCGGCGCCGCCUGAGCAGCAGUUCAUGA